This is a messenger RNA of Bombina bombina (fire-bellied toad), 1947 nucleotides long. RefSeq names its product HORMA domain containing 1 (gene HORMAD1). The record is from RefSeq and is a predicted model, not a curated record. NCBI's taxonomy places the organism in Eukaryota, Metazoa, Chordata, Amphibia, Anura, Bombinatoridae. The transcript is spliced from 14 exons. The coding region runs from base 1 to 1134 and encodes 377 amino acids.
AUGUGGAAGAGCUCGGUAGCCCUUCCUAAUCGUGUAGCUACGGAGCAGCAGUCCCUAGUACUUGUGAAGAGGCUUCUUGCUGUCUCAGUCUCCUGCAUCACUUAUUUGAGAGGCCUUUUCCCUGAAUAUGCAUACGGGACAAGAUAUCUGGAGGAUAUCUGUGUCAAGAUCCUCAGAGAAGAUAAAAGCUGCCCUGGUUCUACACAGCUAGUAAAAUGGAUGUUAGGGUGCUAUGAUGCCUUGCAGAAAAAAUAUCUGAGAAUGGUUGUAUUAGCAAUUUAUACAAAUCCAGAAGAUCCACAGACUUUUACAGAAUGUUAUCAGUUCAAAUUUAAAUAUACUCCUGCGGGACCUGUUAUGGAUUUCACCAGUAAUAAAAGCAGUUCAAGCUCAGUCUGCUUGGAUGUAAAGAAAGCAAGCAUAUUGCUCAUCCGAAAAUUAUAUGUCCUCAUGCAAAACCUAGGCCCUUUGCCAAAUGAUGUCUGUUUAACCAUGAAACUGUUCUACUAUGAUGAAGUUACACCAACAAACUAUCAGCCUCCAGGUUUCAAAGAAGGCAGCUGUGAUGGGAUGAUGUUUGAAGGGGAACCCAUGCACCUCAAUGUUGGUGAAGUAGCAACUCCUUACCAUGUACUUAAAGUAAAAGUCACCACUGAGAAGGACAGAAUGGAGAACAUUGGGAAGAGUAUUCUUAAUGAUGGUGAAACCAAACCAGUCACACGUGCUAUCAAUCUAGACAAGGAAGAAGUGGAAAAGACUGAUCAUCCUAUGACUGAUGAAAUGGCUCAAGAUAAUAACAACAAAGUAGAAAAAAAUGAUACAGAGUCUCUUAAUGUUGAAGGGCUUCACCUGACUUGUGAAGAGGAUGACAGCAUGUUUGAUGAUAGUCAAAGCCAGGGAAACAGUGCAUCUCAGACUGAUAAUAAACUAUCAUACAGCCGUAGAACGAGGAGUGGGAGGAUCUUUCAUAAACCGGAGAAAGGACUUGAUACAAAGAAAAUACAGGAUUUGGAAGGAAAUAUGGAAAGAUCUCAGCCUGAGAAAAGGAGCCAGCCUUUUGAGAUCCAAAACAGUCAAGAUGAACCUGCUGCACCAAAGAGAAGAAAAUUCAGUGAACCAAAAGAACGGUUUUAGUCCUUCAGUUCACCUAUAUUUUUACAAUGAAUGUUACAUUUCUUUAAUUCGAGCAGCACUUAUACUAUUUUAUCAAGAUCAUCCACUGUUUUCGGCAUUGUUUUUAGUCAUUAAUAUGUAGUUGGUAUUCAUUAUUCAUUUACGUGUCCUAUUAUUUAAAAUGUUUUAUCUGCAGACAUACAUGUUAUUUCAAAUUACAAAGUGUUGUCCUGGAUAAACCAACUGUGCCAUUUAGCACUGUUGUAGUACUCUCUGUAAUGGGGCUUAUUACAUGGAUAAUACUAUAUAACUUUUAUGACUAUAGUUUUAAGAUGUUGUUCUUGACUUAAAAGGACAUAAAACCCCAUUCUUUUUUUUAUGAUUCAGAUAGAGCAUUCAAUUUUAAAAAACUUUUUCUAUUAUCACAUUGUCUUUGUUCUCUUGGUAUCUUUAGUUGAAAAGCAGGGCUUUAAACUCAGUAGCAAGCAUGUGCGUGGAGCACUAUAUGACAGCAGUGUUGCAAUAAUGUUAUCUAUUUACAAAAGCACUAGAUGGCAGCACUAAUUCCUGCCAUUUAGUGUUCCAGACACCUAUCUAGGUACCUCUUCAACAAAGAAUACCAUAGGAACAAAGCACAUUUUAUAAUAGAAGUAAAUUGGGGUUUUUUUAAAAAAAAAAUUGUAUGCUCUGCCUGAACCACAAAAGAACAUUUUUGGGUUUCAUAUCCCUUUAAUAUCACUCUCCUAAAUGUCUGAUAUGAAGUAAAGACAUUAUUUUUCCUGAUUCCCCAUAUUACUUAUUUCCUUUAAUAAAAACUAGAUGAACAAAAACAAA